AGCACAGUUCACAAAGUACACGUAGAAGCGGAAUCUUACAAGUGAAAUAAUAAUAAUCGCUGUUUCAUCGUACAGGCAUAAAUGUGCGACAAGUAGUUUAUUAAAAACUGUUGAUAUGGCUAUGUCUAGCAUUUUAUUAAUGCGGAAGGGUUUUUCCGUAAAUGGUUUUAGAAGUUUAUGGACUUGUAGGGCACUGCUCGCAGAGCAAACCGAAAAUGGUACCGCACAGCAAUCACAUCAGAACAAGGAAAGCGACGAGGACUAUGAAAAAAAUAUCAAGUCAAAGAUUCUUAGCGCAUCUUUAAAGUUUGUACAUGAUCUGGGGUGGAGCCAGCAAGCCAUCAGUGCUGGUGCCGAAUCUAUUGGAUAUCCCAGUGUGAUUCAUGGAUUAUUUCCUAAUCACGGGGCAGAUUUAGUUCAAUAUUUUUACUUGACAUGUAAUAAUGAGUUGAAUAAAGUGCUUAAGGAACAAGCUCUUGCUAUCGAAGCAAAUACCACCAAAGAAAAAAAAACAUUGGAAUCUCAAGUACAAGAUGCUGUCCAAACGAGACUUAGAAUGGUGAUCCCUUACAAGAAAACUUGGCCUCAAGCUUUAGCACUUAUGACACUUCCUCCUAAUGUUCCUAUGUCAUUGGCUAAUUUGCUCACUUUAGUUGAUGAUAUUUGUUAUUAUACCGGUGACAGAUCAGUUGAUAUUAAUUGGUAUACUAGAAGAAUAGUACUGGCAGGCAUAUAUAAGACUACCGAGUUGUAUAUGCUACAAGAUAAUAGUGAAGAUCAUAAACAAACUUGGAGUUUCUUGGAAAGACGGAUAAAAGAUGCAACACAAAUUCAUUCUAUUCUUACAACAACUUCUGACAUGGCUUUACCAGAACAAGCUCUAAAUCGUGCUACCGAAGCUGCCAGUGGUGUUUUUAUUACAGCACGUAAUAUACUUGGAUUGAAUUGGAAUAGAUAAACCAAUGUUGAGAUAGAAAAAAAAUAUAUUUUAGAGGAAAAUCACAUACAGCAUUCCUCCUGAAUGUGUUUACUGAAAGUAAACAAGUCAUUUAAGAGCUAUAUGCACGUAUGUUGAUUUUAUAUGAUACAAUGAUGUUAAAAGACACAAUUUAAUGCUGAAUGAACAGUUACUGCUAAUUUAUUUCAGUAAUAUAGAUUAACAAGGUCUGUACAUUUGAAGUCAAAUUCAAUAAAUCUGAAUUAUUUUCAUGCAA
This is a messenger RNA of Megalopta genalis, 1214 nucleotides long. It is a transcript of the gene Coq9, whose product is annotated as ubiquinone biosynthesis protein COQ9, mitochondrial. Gene Ontology annotation, molecular function: lipid binding. The record is from RefSeq and is a predicted model, not a curated record. Lineage: Eukaryota; Metazoa; Arthropoda; Insecta; Hymenoptera; Halictidae. Gene Ontology annotation, cellular component: mitochondrial inner membrane. Gene Ontology annotation, biological process: ubiquinone biosynthetic process.